CAGACAUGAGGCAGUGCUGAGGGUCCGGAGGAGAGCUGCUGAAAUGAGGCGCUCACACGGAGGAGCUCAGACCGCAGACAGGCACUCACAGCCGGGCACAGAGACGAGGCUCCACCGGCUCCUCCAGGCUGCUCCCGCCGACUGAAGAGGCUGUCCAUGCGGAGGCUAGCGCUCGCUCUGCUGCCUUGUGCCAUCGCCCUCCUGGUGCACUUGUGGUUGGUCCAACGACGCUCCGCAGAUCCGCUGGACAGCAACACAUCCUCGGACGAAGCUUUGCCGUUCUACGAUGUUUUGGUGGGAGUGCUCUCGGCUCGGCACCAUCACGAGCUGCGUCAGGCCAUAAGAGACACAUGGCUGGGCUACCUGCAGAGUCACCCCCACUUCCAGCACAGGGUGGGGGUGAAGUUUAUUGUGGGCAAACAAGGCUGCCCCAUCCCAGAAGAGGACAGAGCAGACCCCUACUCCUGCUCCCUCCUGAACUUCACCGAGCCACCCGCGGGGCAGUCUUCAGAGAUAGAGAUUGUGAAGCUGUCGGACCCCUCUGCUCUGCUCUCCUCGGAUGUUUCAGUCAUCGCUCUGGACUUUAAGGUGCUGCACCCAGUGGUGAUCACCCGUUUGGGGGUGUUUUCGAGCGGGACCCUCUCUGAGCCCCAGACCAAUGUGACUGUGAAGCUGCUCCAACUUGACCAAGAGUUGUACGUGUUUCAGGAGGCUGUGGUGACUGCGCGAUUCAGCUCCAUCAGCACUGGGGCCCUGGUGAACGGAGUGUGGUACAAACCAGUGGAGCAGUUCAUUUUGCCUAAGGGUUUUGAGGGGACUUUGGUUUGGGAGAGCCUGGACUCCGCUGGAUUAACUUCAGUCAACUCAUCGUCUGUGCAGCUCAAUGAUGGAGGAGGAGUUCUGAAGUUCUCCUCUAUAGCAGAGGGCAUACUGCCUCACAGAAGUGCACUCGGCUUCCCUGGUCUGGCUGGAGGCUUCACGUUCAAUAUUUACGAUGCUGAGACUCUGUCAGGGCUGCUGCGAGCUCGUCCAGCCCGGAUGGAGAAGCACGUUCUGGAGCUGAGGCAGGAGGACAUGUCCCUGGAGCAGGAGAGUCUGAGACAUGGAGACAUGGUGUUUGUGGAUGUGGUGGACACCUACAGGAACGUGCCCACCAAACUACUGCAGUUCUACAAGUGGUCUGUGGGAAAUGCAGACUUUAACCUCCUGCUGAAGACCGACGAUGACUGUUACAUCGAUGUGGACGCAGUUUUGACAAAGAUCGACCAGAAGGCCCUAAAACGCAGCAACUUCUGGUGGGGCAAUUUCAGACAGAGCUGGGCAGUGGACCGUAUCGGGAAGUGGCAGGAGCUGGAGUACCCGAGCCCGGCCUAUCCUGCUUUUGCCUGUGGGUCGGGAUAUGUCGUCUCCAAGGAUCUCGUCCAAUGGUUGGCCAGUAAUGCAGAGAAACUCAAGGCGUACCAGGGAGAGGAUGUGAGCAUGGGCAUCUGGAUGGCAGCUGUUGGACCCCAGAAAUAUCAGGAUGCAGGCUGGUUGUGUGAAAAGGAGUGUUACCUGGACAUGCUCUCCUCACCUCAGCACUCGGCCCAGGAGCUUCACCUGCUCUGGGGCCGGAAACAGGCCUGUGGGGACCCCUGUGGAUGUCCCUGGGGCCACUGAACUAACCAACACCUCUGCAAUGCAUUAUGGGUAAAGAGCGGGCAAUACCAGUUUGACUAUGGGUUAGUAAUAAAUUAACUAGGGCUCCACAAAAAACUCUUGUGAUAAUCAAACAACUAUAAGUACUGUUUUCUACAUUUUAAAUUCAUACAGAAGACCUCAAAUAUAUGAAGUAAGAUAUAAAGAAUUAUGUAAUAAAGGAAAGAAGUUGAAUAACUCUAAAUGUUUACUACAAAGUAAAGGGUGGCUACUUUGAGGAUUUGAAUAUGAAAUAUAAAACUAAACCGAAGAUUUUGAAGUUUUAGACCUAGAACUUUUCUUUGCUAUAUAAUGUGUGUUUUCUGUACGUAUAUAAAAUGUAGAAAGUAGUCCAAAAAAAAAAAAAAAAAAAACAUUGAUUGAGAUAUUGUGUCCAAACUUUUGACUGGUAGUGUAAAUGGCCAAGUUAAAAUAUCUAAUUGAUACUGGAAUACUGGCACUGUAGUACUUGUGUAUUUGUCACACAGCUUUCAUGGACCUGACAUUAUUGUUUUAAAUUAUUUUUAAUGAUCUGUGGUAGGUAAGUAGAUUAAUAUUUCAACCUUCCUUUCCAAACUUCGGUUUCCCCAAGUUUUUUCUCCACAACUUGAAAACAACUGCCCAAUAUUACACCAUCCUAAUAUGCUUCUGAGCUAAAAUGUGAGGGAAAAUAAGGCUCUUGAAUAAUUUAAGGGUUAGCCAUGGCUCAACAAGAUCCGAACCAGGUCACAUGUGGGCUAAAUUUAGGUCUAACCCAGGACUUAUUCUCUGAGGCAUAAGACUUACUGUAACUACGGCAGUAGUUAAAAUACAGUUAUGACAACACAAGGCUGAAUAGGAGCAUGAAAUACCUGGCUAAUUGAGACCUUGCAUCUGGUGUCAUCAGCAUUACCUGGAGGGGUGAUGCUAACUGGAGGCUCUACUCUGUUUGAAGCUCGGUUACUCGAGUUAGACUUUAAUCUGUUUUAACAAUCUCACCAGUUAGACAUGCUUAUACAUCACAUCUUUGUUUGCCAAUCAGUGCAGUAUAUUGAAAUUAUGGUAUAUUUGUGUUUAUGUCGGUGUACUCAGUGUAAUGACACAUGCUCGUCUUUGCCUUGAAUGUUCCAGAGUAUUAGCCUGAUUCAUCACACGGUUUCACUUCGUGGAGACGGUCUGGCCUCGCAGCAUUUGGAUUUGUUCGCUCGACAGAGGGUGGGCUCUUUUUUAAUUUAACCAAUCGCUGCUAUUUGGUUAUGACGUAUGUAAUGCACCGCUAACAGGGCUAACGGGUACAUUUAGCUUUUCCCAAAUCCCUUAGGAAGAAGGGCAAUAACGUCUUUCCCCUUGAUAAAAUUCACCAAACAUUCUCUUUAUUCCAGCUUUAAAUCCUUGAUCUUGGGAAUUGUUGCCAACACAGAAUGUAUGGCUCUUUGCUGAUUGGUUGGUCCCGAACUCGCACAUCCAGGGUUCCUGCAAACCGUCUAGUGUAUUCCGAUUUCUGACCUAGUCACUGUAGAGAAAUUAAAUUGAGCAGAGGCACUAGGUGAGUAUGGCAUUACACUUGAAUUAAUUAAUUAAUGAAAUCUCCGCAGAAACGAGGAGAGUCACCAAUCUUGGUUAUACUUGAGAUUUGUUGAGAGGCAAUCCAGCUCACAGCAUAAAUCCAUAUUUUAAAGGUAUUGUGACGCAAAAAAGAAAAGAAAACAAAAUAACACCCUCAGUCAAAUGAGUGCUAUACUGUGGAACAUUCCAGGCAAAGCUAUAAUAUCUCCAUGGAGACAUGCAGGUGCUGGACCAGCCACCAGAAAAGUUAACCUUAACGAUGCUUGUCCUGGUUUAGACCUGAUUAAGAUCUGGUUUAGUCUUGUUUAGCUCUCGUUUGUUUCUAUUUUGGUCCUGUGGGUUAUUUCAGGUUAAAAUGUGCACUUUGAAAUGAAACACUAUAUAUUGGGAAUUUGUGUGAAAGAAAAUAAUCAGCUUUUGAUACAUUGUGCAGCCCCAGUUAAUUGCAAUCAGUGCUGCUCAUCAUUUGAAUCACGCUUUGUUAGAAAUAUUGUAAAUUGUACCGAUUAUCACCACACAGUUUCUCUUGUUGUAAAAUGAAUUGUUUUGAAUUCACUUAAAAAAUUUUCACAUGUGUAGCUUUGAACAUGUGUAGCUUCAAAUGCACAUUCAACUGUAACAUAUGAACGAGCUUUGUGCCAUUGACGUGUAAAUACAGAACAAUCAAAGAGAAGAAGUGAGAGAGAGAAAAGUCUAAUAGCUGCUCUGAAACUUGGACAUUUUAUGCUCAUUUGUUGAAAAACUUGACAAACUUUUAAAGUAUUUUUGACACCAUUUUGUACAUAACGUUCAGCUUUACUUUACAAUGUACAUUCACGACGAGCUUUCUCACACAGAUGUUUGAAUGGUAGCUUUCAUUGUGCAAGUACAAGUGCUGUGGCCUUAAUGUAUUAUUAGACUUUUGGAUUAUCUUUAAAAUGUUUUUUGUCAGUAUCUGAAAUAUGUUUGCAAAGUUUUGUGUUGGAUUUAGGAUCUUUUAGAAAAUCCAAAAUGGCUCAGUUAAUCCCAGAUUUACGAUGGACAUUUUACUCUUUACUUCUCUACAAUAUUAUGAUUGAAAUACAGACUUAUUUUAAGACUAGCUCGUACUUAAACGUUCUGUACCUGAUUAAUUUCUCAUGUAUUCGAUCAAAACUUGCCCUUGGUCAGGCCAGUACAGAUAUAUUGUAUUCUUGAGGUCAAUUUAUGUCUACUACGUGCUGUCUGCACCUAAUUAUAAAGCGUUUUUUUGUCAGAUAAUCAUUAUUAGCAUUACUGUUGCAGCAAAACUCUUCACUGGUCUCUGAGAGUUAUGAAAAGUGCUUAUUAUAAACUUUAAAAAUAAAAUCACCAUGAAUAAUUAGGAUGAUUGGAAUGCCCAAGGUAAGUGCAGCAUAACUUUGGACUACUGCAAACUUUUAAAAAUUAACUAAUUUAAAUUUUUCACCUUUUUAAGACAGCAAAAACCUGGUACAGCGUUUUUGGACAAUUAUUCUUGAAUAAACAAAGUUUUCAUGACAUGCCUUUAAACACGCAAAGUUUAAAAUACAACUCCAGGUUUGUGGUUUGUUGGUGCACUCAAAACAAAGAAACGCUGACACAUACAUGUAAAAGUUUUCCAUUUCAGUAGAUCAUCUGAAAAUCUAAAUAGCUGGUUUUGGUUAAAUCAAAAGACACAAUAUAUUUCUUUUUUAGGAUCAAAUACAUUGUUUGAGUAUAAGGUUAUUGCAGUUCUAUUUUCAUGCAGCACUGUUGUUUAUUUUGGGCAAAUUAAAAGCAGGAGUGUCUUUUUGAUACAGUCUGUGCAACUUCAAUAUUCAUUUAAUAUCCUAAUAUUCAUAUUCAUGUUUGUUGUGGACCUUUGAUCAUUGCAAUUCAGAUUAAUUUAACUUUAAAUCUUACAGAAAUUGAAUGGUUUAGGUUCAUGCCACAUUACAGGUAAUAUGAAAAUGUAUGUUGACUGUGUUAAAUUGCUUGAAUAAUUUAUGAUUUAUUUUUUGUUACAGUUUGUCAAAUCUGUUGUUUAUUUGUUGCCUAACAAUGCUACACUUGUUUCUAUAUUGUUUUGUAAUUGCAUUUAAACUUCUAGGGAUCACUGGGGCUCUAUUGUACAUAACCGCUGUAUGUUUCACUGCACAAAAUGUACAAAUCUGUGUAUUUUAUGUCACAACAUUUUGAAAUGUAACAACUUACGAAAAACUGUGAAACUUUUCUUCAAAUUACGACUCUUGGUUCAGACGCAUCCUCUCAAUUAUUAAUAAAGACCUCUUAAGUACGAUGAAUUAUA
This is a messenger RNA of Boleophthalmus pectinirostris (great blue-spotted mudskipper), 5488 nucleotides long. It is a transcript of the gene b3galnt2, whose product is annotated as beta-1,3-N-acetylgalactosaminyltransferase 2. NCBI's taxonomy places the organism in Eukaryota, Metazoa, Chordata, Actinopteri, Gobiiformes, Gobiidae. The record is from RefSeq and is a predicted model, not a curated record. Bases 157 to 1659 code for a protein of 500 amino acids. Gene Ontology annotation, molecular function: hexosyltransferase activity. Gene Ontology annotation, cellular component: membrane. The transcript is spliced from 12 exons.